Armigeres subalbatus is the source of this 4371-nucleotide messenger RNA. RefSeq names its product dual specificity mitogen-activated protein kinase kinase hemipterous-like. The coding region runs from base 607 to 3726 and encodes 1039 amino acids. The transcript has 9 exons. Gene Ontology annotation, molecular function: ATP binding; protein kinase activity. The record is from RefSeq and is a predicted model, not a curated record. Gene Ontology annotation, biological process: protein phosphorylation. NCBI's taxonomy places the organism in Eukaryota, Metazoa, Arthropoda, Insecta, Diptera, Culicidae.
UCACAUAAAAAAAAUAAAGAUCGGAAAAGAGUGUGUGAUGGUGCAAAGAUUAGGAGCCAGCAAAAGCAAAAAUUGACGAUAGUUCGUUCGUUGUUUCGGCUACGACGGAAGAGAAUAUUGAACAAGAAUAUCCGAAAUAUUGCUCUGAAUUUUCGCUUGCUGCGAAGUCGAAGAUUUCGUAAAAAUCGCUGUACGUUAAUACGGACACGGAUCGGUUUCCAGUUUCUAUUGCCUUCUUUGCAACAUUUACCAGCUUUGUAAAGGACGAGAACGGGUCUAUCCGCGGUAUUCUUCCAAAUGGAGCAUUGAAACACCCAAUAGGAAGGAAUCAAAUCAGUGAAAACUGUGGAUCAAAGGUUUUACGUUGAGGGCGGUUACUGUUAGUGAAGUUGGGGCUUGUGGGGGAAGUGGGCCUUUGCCUCUGCCACACACAGGCAUAGCUGUUUUGGCAUUUGACAGCAGGCUUUUGUUGUGUCAAAAAGGUUUACCUAUUGGAACGAGAAGCAUCCAGGAGGAUUACAGAUUUCGGAAAUAAUCAUUCCGACAGCCGAAGCAACUGAUGACGAGGAAGCAGAUUGGGUGAUUGGCAAACGGCAGCAUACACCAAUGUACGAAGGAAAAAUGUCCGGGCAAAGUUCCAUCGGCAAUCGGAUCAGCAUGAUAGAGGCCCAGCUGCAGGUACAACAACCAGGGUCGUCGUCCCAGGGCCAGAGUUCGCGGACACCUCCGACACCACCAACGCUCAAUUUCGACCGUAACAGACGGGUCGGUAGCGGUGGAAUGGGCAGCCGUGGACGUUCGGGCCUCGGGUUGGAUCUUCCUUCAAGAACACAAUCAAACAGCCGGCGCAAUGAUGCUGAACUGGUGAUGAUCAUCGACAAAAGUGGAAUGAUCAAAAUCAACGAUCAAGUAUACAAGACAACCCUGACGGAUAUGCAGGAUCUGGGCGAACUUGGCAGCGGAACUAGUGGCCACGUCGUCAAAAUGCGUCACAAACCGAGUGGUGCAAUUAUUGCCGUGAAGCAAAUGCGUCGAACGGGAAACGAUGAAGAAAACAAACGAAUCAUCAUGGAUCUGGAUGUGGUGCUCAAGUCGGAGAAAUGUUGCUACAUCGUAAAGUGCUUGGGCUGCUUCAUCACAGAUGCAGACGUGUGGAUCUGUAUGGAGCUGAUGACGACCUGUUUCGACAAACUGCAGAAAAAAUCCAAAAAGCCGGUGCCUGAGCGAAUACUGGGCAAGGUUACGGUGGCCACAGUGAAUGCGCUGGCCUAUCUGAAGGACAACCACAAUGUGAUCCAUCGGGACGUAAAACCCUCGAACAUACUGAUAGACGACCGUGGAAACAUCAAACUCUGUGAUUUUGGUAUUAGCGGCCGGUUGGUGGACUCCAAUGCUCGGACCAGAUCGGCUGGGUGCGCUGCAUACAUGGCGCCUGAACGAAUCGAUCCGGCCAAUCAGUCGUACGAUAUCCGGGCGGAUGUCUGGUCUCUCGGAAUAACACUGGUCGAGCUGGCAACUGCAAUGUUUCCCUACCGUAAUUGCAAGACCGACUUUGAAGUUCUCACCAAAGUGCUCACGUCCAGCCCACCCAGUUUACCCGAAGAUCAGGACUUUAGUUCGCAUUUUCGGGACUUUGUGAAACUGUGUCUGCAGAAGAAUUAUGAAGCCCGGCCCAAGUACCCGGAUUUGCUCAAGCACCCAUUCUUACAGCGAGCUAAGCAGGAAGAUGUCGACGUUGCCGGUUGGUUUCGCGAGGUUGCCUCCAGUAGCGGCAUCCAGCUGAGUACACCCCAGCUGGUUGCGUCCGCCAGUGGUGUUACUUCCUCAAGUUUGGUUGGUUCCGGUAGUUCUCCCACUUCCGUCGGUAUCCAGAGGCCUUCUUCCUCGGCGUCCGAUCAGAAUAGAGUCCCGACUCCCUUCGAAAGCCUUACGGAAGCGGUACAGGCACAGUCCAACCAACAAAAGCAAUCAGUAAUCGCAUCGUCAAUACCAAUCAAGUCCAGCAACCUACAGCAACCGCAAAACAAUACCGAAGCUCAGCAGCAAACUUUACAAGUGAAACUUAGCAGCAUCAGCUUAGCGCCGUCACAAGCUACCUCGUCUUCCACAACAUCAUCUUUCGAUAUACGAUCUCCCUCGCCCGCACAACUACCGCAACAGCAAAUGCAAACACCUCAGGCAAAUUAUCUUAAAUUGCAUCAACCCAAUUCAAUGUUUAGCAAUAGUACCAAUAGUAGCGUCAACAGCAGCACCGGUCCGGAUGUAAGCCGAAAGUACAAACAUUCACCAUUUCUACCCCGAAGAGCAGCAGCAGCCCCGGAUUCAAAUGCCAAUGCAGGGGAGAAUCUGCUUCUCGCUUACGGCAGCCCUAAAAAAGAAUCGACCCUUAGCAGUCUAGGUCAGAGCAUAUUCAAAAAUCUCACCACGUCGCCGUUCUCGCACCGUAAAUCCGAACAGAAAUCAUACAAGCCACCGCUUCCUGGUGAAGAUGGCGGUGGUGGAGUGUCUAUUCUAAAUGGGAAUAGACCUGGUUUCAGCAAUCCAUCGUCGCCGCUUCUUCUCAAUCGAAAGAUGAUUGAUCUGAACGAUGAACAGCAGUACAAGCAGUUACAAGGGAACACUAGUCCCAUAGUUCUUCAACGGUUCUACCAUCAGCAGAACCAGCUGAGAGAAAGCAAACAGCAGCAAUUGGAGCAACAUCUGUCAACAAAUCCAUUCUAUCAGCCACAGCAGCAACAGCCGAGCGGAAUCCCCAUCAAAUACAGCCCGCUGCCAUCGCAUCGAACUGUUCACCAUCCAGUCAAUCCAGCAUUCGUUAGUGGCAAUUAUGUGGGUUAUUCGCAGAUACCACAGCAUGAAGCGAGCAGUAUACCUACCUACCAAUACCAACAGCUCAAUACAGGCCACAGCAAUAGUAGUCCUAAUAAGCCGAAAACAAGUGGCUUUUUCAACACCUUUAGUCGAUCUAAGAGUCAAAACAAUGGCAACACCAGUUCUAGUCAGCGGAGUAACACGGGUGCUAACGUGGGUGGAGGUCCAGGAACCGACGGUGGCUUUUCGGAAGGGGCUUUCUACCAAAACCAACAACUGUAUGGACGACAGACGCUGCCGGAGUACGGCAGCGCAGGUUUCCAGAUGCCGGGCGGUAUAAGCAACGGCGACAGCAACAUGAUAAAAGACGAUACAGCAGGAUGGUUCAAUUCAAUUGCAGAUCUGGCCAAACGACGGUUCGCUUCAUUUGUUAAAGUGAAUCUGAGCUCCUCUUCUGGCGAGAAACGACCGAAGGAGAAGCAUCCGCACCAUCAAAUGCUGCAACCGCAACAGCAGUACCCAUUCACCGGUGGGAACAGUUCUGUGGUGGCCCCCAUGAGUAAUUUCACCGCCAGUACUAAUCCUUUCGUGGGGCCAUCGAGUGGUAUUCCUUCGGCAAUUCCGCCGUCGGCGGCAGCUCACGUGCUGGGCAACGAUCGACGGCAUCGAAGUCCCGAUCCACCUCCAAGGUUCAACAGGGGACAGUCGCCAUUGUUGCUACAUCGUAAAUUAGAGAAAUUAAGCCAAACUGGAUCACCGCUGCUCAAUCAACGUUUCACCUCGGCAUCGCCGUCGCCUCCGCUACCGCCCCGACGAGGCUCGGAAAGCGUUCCCGGUUCACCGCAGCACAUACGCACUCGCAUGCACUACACCCCGGAACCACAUAGGCGGCCCUACCGAACAAUAGACCAAUGAGUGGGACUGCAAAUUCUGGUCAUGUGAUCGAUGUACAGCUUUCUGGAUUGAACAUCACUGUGUCUUGUUAGGGGCCUGGCUCUCAUCUCGCCGUGAUCAGUGUCGUAUCAUUGUGUACCUUUAAUAUCGUUGAUGCCAAAUCGUUUGAUGCUUGUGCCCUAGUCGCUUCGGAUCGUUUUGCCUAAUGCGCGCUGGAAGAUAUCCUACAUAGGAGGAGUGUUGCAAUAUUACCUGCUUUCGUGGUUGUAGCUUAUUAUGUCUUGACAGACAUAGUUGAACAUUCAACGGGCAAUGUAUACCUGUCGUACGCAGUGUCAGUUCUUUCAUCUUUAUACAUCAAAUGACAUGCAUCCCAAAAAAACGAAAACGAUAUAAACAUACGAAAUUUGAUUUAUUUUGUUAAGAACGACGAACUUUCGACAAUCUAAGUAUUUUAUUUUAUUUAGACUAUGAAAGUUCGAUUUUGACGAUGCAGCGAUCUCAACUUUGUAGACUUUCUGACUUGACAUAAUUCUUUGAUGAAAACAAACAGUAAAUAAAACCGUAGAUUUCAAACAUUGUAGCUUUCAGAUUUUUGUGUUGCUAAAACAUAAUUCAAAUUUUAUAAAUUUUUGUUUCAUAAAAUAAAAUUCCAAAAUAAAAGUA